AUUGUUGACUUGAUUAUGGUAACUUGAAGGUCUUUCUAGGACACACACAAAAAAAAUUGAAUUUCCAACUCUUCAUCAUUUAAAUCCCGCCCAUGAUUCCUUAAUUUCAUGGUAAUUAUUCAACUUACAUAAAAAUACAAUAAUCCUAUUUACAUGAUAAAUUUUCUCGAAACUCCUUCUAUGGUUUGUUGAUGAUUUCAUGAUACAUAAAUAGUAUCCUAAAAAAGUAGAGGAUGAUGAUGGUUGGGUUAGUUGUGUUUUUGAAUCAAAAGGAUAAUCAUGGUUUGUUGUUAUUGCUCAAAAAAACAUGGAACUGUGAGCAACAGACCGCGCCUGUGGUCGUCACAAACCAACAUCCGAAGCAAAGACAAAGAUGUACCGUAUUUUGCCGCGAUGAACAGCACGGAAGAGAUUUCGGUCUACAAAAGCCCGCAAGAGUUUUACGUUUCGCCCACUUUUUCGAAACGGUCCACCCUGGGCCACAGUUAUGAAUUUCCAGAAAAACAGGCUAAAAAGGAGAAAAAAUGGUCUAUUGGUAGUUUGUUUAGACGAAAAAAGAAGGACGACACUGAAAGUAGCAGCGAAGAAGAGCAGAAGAAAGGUUUUUUGGGCCGAAGGCGUCGUAAAAGUGAUGGCAAAAAACGGAAACCCAAAACAGUGGGCGGGUUUGAUCACAUAGUACUACCUAAAACCCAACAGUACAAUGGCUACAAUCACCAUGAAGAUACUGGUAUCUUAUCAGACCCUUCCUGUGGUUUUUCAAAUUACAUUGGAAGAUCUUUACCUUUACCACCCCAAAACAACCAGCCCAACAGUACAAGCAACUCAUACACAAACCUAAAUCAUUCAGUAAUAAGUGUAACCUCCAUAGGUUCAGGAGAUAGUAUUUCGAAAAGAAAAGGCAAAGAACUUGUAAAAGCUAGAGCAGCUGCCAGAAGAACUACUUUAGCAAACGAGAGCAGCUCUGAUGAAGAUUCUUCUAUGAGAUCAAACUCUUCUUUACACAUACGCAGUGAUGAGAGCAUGACAAAACAUGAUUUGAAUAGGAGAUCCAGAGCUGCCAGGACUGAAAGAUAUCUUAAAAGACAUUCAAAAGAUGGCGAAAACCCUCAUAAUUAUCUCAGACUAUCCAAGUCGGAUGCUGAUGAAUAUAGAUCCCCAAGUCGCAGUCCUUUACCUCCUAAUAAUAAUAACUUAUCAGGCGUAAGUACUAUACCACCAAGCCAUACUAAAUACAGGAUAAGCAAUUCGACUAGCAAUCCUUCAUAUAAACCUCCACUUUCAAUGAACGAAUACAAUAAUGCCAUAAAUAAGGGCAGCAGUAUGGAAUUGAACAACCAAAGAAGCAUUUCUUGUGAUGCCAACAUUCACAAAGCUGAAGAAAAUAAUAUAAUGCAUGUCCAGUUUCCUAUUUUAAGACCACAAAAUCGAAGGAACAUUAUUGACUGUAGUAGGCAACCGCCUCAACCACCACCAAGAGAUCCAAAUAGGACAGUCGUGUCGCAUUACUUUGAAAAUGGCAGGCCCAGCACUGUUUAUUGCGACAAUAAUAAAUCAAAAUAUGCUCCUAUUGUAACUGCUAGGUUUCUACAACCAAAAUCAGGCUCGUUCAACUACAGAUCGAAUUCUGAAGUCCAUAUACCCAACGAUCAGUUUCAAAUAACUUCGCCUGUAAGGCCAGCGUCCACUACCCCUGAGCCCAAACCUAACAGAUUUAUUUUAAAAAAUCGAAAUGAAAGACACACAGUAGAUGGAUAUAAUUAUCUUACUGAUAAAAAACCUAGAAGCAGAAAACCCAUAGUAAUACAAAGCAACAUAAAAGUGGAGCCAAGAAAAGACUCUCCAACACAAAAAGCUUUAGAUUUUUGGAAGCAAAUCGAAGAUAGUGUUAGCAAAUCUUAUCCAAACAAAACACCGAAAACCUUCCCCAGCAAUAAACCUACUUCGAAAAGUCCUCAAAUAUUUACUAGUCAAACCCAUGUGCAAUCUCAAGUAUUUUUACCAAACACUAGAACUUCUAGUCCGUUUAAGCCCAUAUCAAUAAAUGACGCUCCAUCUGAAUCAAACUUAAGCAAUACCUCAAAGGACGAUGUUAAAAGGAAAUCCGCAAAUUUGGAAGAAGCGUUGAACGAGCUAGAAGCUAUUUAUAAUAGUCUACGUUUGGGAGAUGAAAAUUUAUUGGACAGAGCUGAACAAAGAGAGAACGAAUCUCUUGUCAGAGAGGCCGAAGCUAAGAAAAAGCAAACCUAUAUUGGUUACAGUCAUAGUAAGGGUGCUCUAAGCGACUCUAGUUUCAGCUAUGAGCCUUUUGAUCAGGUAGAUUCUCCCAAAAGGAAAAAAGUUGUUAAAAAAGGCAAAAUACCAGACACUAAAGAGGACGAUAUGUAUAAUAGAAAAUUGGUAAAAGAAAAAUCUGCCACUAUAAGCGAUCCUCAGUCGGUUUUGUCUAGAGUAAGUUACUUGUUAGCAUCUCCAGUUCACAGUAACGCUUACGAUAGUGAAACCGAAAAAAUCAAUAAAACCAGUAAUGAACCAGAUAUUACAUUUGAUGAUGUUCUGUUCCGCAAUGUUAAACGUGCCAUCGCUAGUCCAAAAACCGUGGAUCCUCAACCUCCAUUUGGAAUACCUCUUGGUCCAGUUUCUUCAGCUCCAAACAGUGACUAUCUUCAUGCCACACCUGGAGUUACUUACACUCCCGUUUUCAUACCAAAGAAAAUUCCUGAUAUCGUCAAAGACGAUUUGGCUUUUAGGAAUUUGCGUAAAGAUGCUAAUAAAGAGCCAGUUUUGCCUUUAGCUUCAGGGGAUGACGUUAAAAAUAUUAUUUAUCCCAAAGAAAAAUUGGAUUUGAAUUUUCUUAAAAAACGCAGAGCUGUACGUUCACUUUCAGCUAACGUUGGUAACAUUUUGGGCAGAGAUGUUAAGGAAAGUGAUGAUGAUGUUGAAAAUGAAUUUAGAAAUAAGACUUUGACUGAUAUUGCUGAUGCUAUGGAGAUUGCUAGGAGAGUGCUUCAAGAAAAAGGCAAAAAUAUUAGUGAUACUCGAAAAGCUUUUAUGAGUGAUACUGAUAUUAAAAGUAAUGGGGAUUGUUUUAAAGAUAGUCGUUUGAAAUUUCUUAAUGGUUUAAAAAGUAGAGAAGUUGUAGCUGAUAGGCCACCUAAAGGGUUGACGCCUGAAAGAAAAAUCGCCCCAACAAAAGAAUCUACACCAAUUCCAAAAUCAGCUUUGGAAGAAAAUAAUUCAACAAAUUCCUCUUUGGAUGAUUUGCUUAAUGCAUUGGCAGAAGAAGCUAAAGUUACGACAGACAGAAUCACGAAAGAGUUAAAGGAGCUGGAAGAAAAACGAGCCAGAGAAAAUGCUAGUGACAAUCUACAACCAUGUCAAAAACUACUUAAAGCUGUAGUAGAUAGUAAAGAUUUAGUGGAAUAUAGUAAAUCGCCUAGUGAGAUUGUUGAGGAAAUAGAAGUACACCCUCCACCAACACAGGCUGCUAAUAUUAUCCAAUCUUGCUUCAAACAAAGCUCUGAAGAACCACAAUUGGAAAGCGAGGAGCACGACUAUGAAAACAUAGAUUCAGAAGAAGACAAAAUAGAUAUAAAUUUAAUAGAGCAGGAAGUUGCAAGGGAGGAAUUCAAAAAGUGUCGAUCGCCGUUCGAAGAACGCAAAGCCGAAAUUGUAGCUUCGUUUCAAGAAUUAAAAGAUAGAAGCAAAACCGAUUCGAUCUACGAUAAUCUCGACGGUCAACAAGUGUCAGCUGAAGGUGAGCAUAGGUUUGACGCUUGCCGAAUUGAUUUUUCUAAUAUUAACACUCGUUCAAAUGCACGUUGCGAUUCCGAACACUCGAGCACCGACAGCGCCAGGCUAGAGUCACUUGAAAGCUUAAAAAGUCCUAAACUAGUGCUGGAAACUUCUAGAAGGUGCUCGGGUGCAGUUCCCAAAAGCUCCAACAUGGUACUGGAGUUGAAUAGGAGCACUAGCGAUAAUCGAUGUUGCCAGUUAGAGGAGCAAAAGGAGCUGUGGUACCAUGACCCUUCCAAGGUCGCUCUGGCCUGUUCUUAUGGCCUUGCAUGCGCUCAUCAGCUAGCUACCGUAGAUUUAGUUGCUGUUUUAAGCCUUUUAUUUGCUGUGAUGUCUUUUAUUGUUGCUAUAUUUUUGUAAUGCACCUAUUUGAGGGUUUGAUGUCCUACACACUUUCAAAUGGGUGAAUUAUGAUUUUUUUUUAUCAUUAUUUGACAUUUUUUUGUGUGUGUUUUUCACCUCAUUGUUAUAACAGCAUGAAUAUAGAUAUAGAUACAUAAUUCUGAUUGGAAGGAAAUACAAAAUUCAUGUUUGGAAUAUUUAAUAAGUGAAAUAAUGGUCAUUUUACUAAAUAGUUUUUUGUAUUUCUUUUUCCAAAAUUUCCAAAUGAGAAAAUCUUAGAAUUACAAGUUUUAUUAUGAAAAGACGUACUUAAAUACAAUAAAUUUGUUGUACUUCAAUGUACAGAUUGAUACUUUUCUCUAUGCUAUGGUAUUUUUUUUUUUGUAAAUAAUAUUAGUGGGAGUGACUGAAAGCCAAAUAAUAAUUUUUAAGAUGAAAACGAAACUAUAUUUUGUAUAUACAUAUAAUAUUUUUUAAAUAAAAGUUUUACAUUUUUAAUAUACAACGUACUGAUCUUAUUCACACAGGCUUCGUUAUUAUUGUUGUUACUUCAUAAUACCUUUAUUGUCCAGCAUUUUUAAACAAAAAUAACAAAUAGAUAUCUGGGAACAAGAUUUUUACAUUACCUCAUAGGCUUAUGUGAAUUGGAUUACAAUCAAUUGCUAAUUUUAUAAUAGUGAUUUGAAGUUUGAAAUUCUGGGUGGGAUUCAAAAUUCAUAUAUUGUAUCAAUACACAAUAAAUAAAAUUGCAGAACAGUUACAUUUAAUUAUUCGAUAUUGCUUAAUUCCGUUAGAAUGCUGAUCAUUUAUCUGCCAACAACAAACAAAGGUAAAAUAAUAUUUGCUUAUUUAUAGUAAACUGAUAUUGCAGUAUAACUGUUUCAUUUGAGAUGCAUAGUUAAUUCUUCAUGAUCAAGUGUAUAUUUAUUUCGCGUAUAUCCAUUGCUUAGUCAUGCACCAUCAUGUUAGGAAAAUUAUUAUUAUUGUGCUAAAACAUGUAAAAAAUUCCACAGCACCAAGCGUUUUAAAAAGUUGCAGAGUGUUCACAAAUAUGUAGUAUCUAAAAUCCCUGUUUGUAAACUUAGAUCCUUGUCAUUUUGGCGGCGGUAAAAACCUAGACUAGAGGGUCAGUUCAAUUAUCAGUUUAUCAGUUCAGUUCAGAAAUGUCAGAGUAUUUAUCUCAUUUGAACUUAGGGCAAAGAUAAUCCUACUCGGAGUAGGAUUAUCUUUGCUUAGGGUUAGGGUUUCAUCGUAUCGGAAGAUCUAUCUUCUUACUUUUUGUAGCUGAAAUCGUAUUUUUUAAAUUGGAAAUAAGCAAAUGCGUACAUUGCUGCAAAUUUUCCACCUUUUUGGCAUUUAGUGUAUAUUUUCUCCACCAGAGUGUAACGGGAAUAUUUAGAUGCAGGACAUUAUAUGGAAGGCCGUAUGGAAUUUAAACACUUAGAACACUAGGAUACGUCACCUCGAGGGAAUAAAACAUCAGAAUCAUUCCGGCUUCGGUUUUUCUUCCCCUAAAAUAAAUAAAUUAACAAAUAGUCCAAUAAUUCUUUUAAUCCUUGCAAUAUUAUUGUUAUUGGUUUUCUCUAAAUGUCAUUCACCUCUGCACAUCAGCUGUUUUAUUGACCCGUGGGUGCGAUCGUUUGGAGCAACAGUACAGUAACCAGAACCAGGUCAGGAGCGCAUUCAACCUCGUCAGAGCGAUCUCGGUACAGCGGUGCCGGUCGUCAUUUGUUCAGCUGUUCUGAGUUGUGUAGCGGUUUCAUUCGUGCACUUUUCUUGUGAAAUUUUGGUUGCGAGCACUCGGAGCGUCUAAUUGUGAUCGAGUGGCAUUGUUGCCGUUCUGCCGGAAAUGAGUUCCUCGUGGUAAUUUUUCUAGAAUUUUCUGGACGUGAUUUGACACAAAUUUUCGGAGGGGAUUUCCGGUCGCCAUGUUACCUGCUGGCCAGUCUUGGUAAGGGCAGUUCAGUUUAAGUUCAGCAGCAUUGUGGUGAGUGCAAGUACGUCUAAGGGCACAUCCAAUUUCAGAAGGCUUUGUCUGGAACCUAGGAACUUGGUUUCCCAUUGAGGAUUAAAGGAUCCGCCCUGGCUGGCGAAAAAGUUUCUCAUCGAUUUUUGGAAGAUUAGUUGGAGGAAUUUCGCACCCGUUUUGGGGAUAAAACGACUACUUCACCACCACCGACCACGUUGUGCUCCACCCAACACCUUGGUAGCACCCCUAACUGCUGCUGAACUGGCUCAUCUACAAGUCCUGGGAAUUAAUCACUGGUGAGCUUGAUAUUAUUUGUUUGAAUUUUUCUUUUUUUUUCCUAUUGGGAAAAGAGCUGUUGGAGCUCAUGCAUUUUUUUUUAUAUUAAGGAUUGGUUGAUUGGUUGUCCUAGAGGUUUGACCUCAGUUCCUGUCGUGCAUGUUUGCGGCCGAAUCCGUCCAUCACCGGCUCGUUGCAGGCUACAGAGGGCAGUCCAGGCCUUUCUAUAGGAAAACCCUCGCCAGAGGGUUUUUUGUACGGGUCUGAAUCAAAUUGCACCACUCUUUUGGGGGUUGGGGCCUAACCUUUGGCAUCAAGGCACUCCACCUCUCCAGCAAAGGGCUCACCACUUGCUA
Molecule: messenger RNA, 6738 nt
Organism: Ceutorhynchus assimilis (cabbage seed weevil)
Lineage: Eukaryota; Metazoa; Arthropoda; Insecta; Coleoptera; Curculionidae
Source: the annotation of a GenBank genome assembly